CGAGAUGAAGUCAUAAGCAUUUUAAAGGCUGAAAAAAUGGACUUGGCUUUGCUGGAAGCUCAGUAUGGGUUUGUCACUCCAAAAAAGGUGUUAGAGGCUCUUCAGCGAGAUGCUUUUCAAGCCAAAUCUGCCCCUUGGCAGGAUGACAUCUAUGAGAGACCAAUGUCUGAGUUGGACAAAGUUGUGGCAAAACAUAAAGAAUAUCACAGACGAAUUUUGAAACAGCUUUUAAUAGUAGAAAAAUCUCAUAGGCAAACCAUAUUGGAGUUAGAAGAAGAAAAGAGAAAACAUAAAGAAUACAUGAAGAAGAGUGAUGAAUUCAUCAGUUUACAAGAACAGGAAAUCGAAAGGUAAGGCUACUUUGGACAAGACAAUGAACCCUACUGCACUCUUUUUUUUAAAAAAGUGUAUUUU
Pipistrellus kuhlii (Kuhl's pipistrelle) is the source of this 414-nucleotide messenger RNA. RefSeq names its product filamin A-interacting protein 1-like. Lineage: Eukaryota; Metazoa; Chordata; Mammalia; Chiroptera; Vespertilionidae. The coding region runs from base 37 to 354 and encodes 105 amino acids. The record is from RefSeq and is a predicted model, not a curated record. The transcript has 2 exons.